AUGCGCCGCACGCCGCACGAUGCCGCGGCCAAGGAAGCCGGGAGCGCCGGAGCCGAAGCGCAGAAGCCGGACAGGCUGCUGGUGAGUGCUGCAGUCCGGGAGAGUGUGCGGGCGCGUGCUGACCGGCCAGGCCGUGCAAGGCGCGCAAAGUCAAGUGGCUGCGCCAACUGCCAGCGCCAGGGCGAGCGCUGCGACUACAGCAUCCGCCUCAACUGGGACGGGCGUGUGACGAAGACGACGGCGGCGAAGAAGAAGAAGAUACCCCAGACGAACCGGCAUGGCCAGGCAGCGAGCCCGCCCGCGCGCCAGCUGAGCCACACGCCCAACGGCACGCCGUUCUCCAUCACCGACUCGUCCGACUCGCCCGACGAGCCCGCCCACGAUCUCCUCGAUUAUGACCCGCUCGACGCCGCGCGCGUGCCCGUGCAGUCGCUGCUGUCGCCGCCGCCGCUGCCGCCCGCGCCGUGUCCGCUGCCGGGCGCUGCCGUCGUGCGUUUCGGCUUUGACGGCGGGCGCGCCGACCUCGACCUGGGCCGCAAUGACGACGCCGGCGCGCUGGCCUGCGCCGCACCGCUGGAGCUGCCUGCUGGCCCGCUCGCCCGCCGCGAGUUCACGCGCGGUGGCUACUAUGCACAGCCCGUGGCCAUCGAGAUCCCGCGCGCGCUGGUACCGCUGCCCGCCGGCCUGCAGGGCAACGCCAUGAACCUGCUGUACUUCCACCACUUCCUCAACCACACCAGCCGCAUCCUGGUGCCGCACGCCUGCGCGCGCAACCCGUUCGCCGCCGUGCUGCCCGCCAUGGCCGUGCAGGACCCUAGCCUGCUGACGCUGCUGCUCGCGUACGCCGCCAGCCACCGCGCGCGCCUGCUCGGCCACCCCAAGCCGUACGUGCGCAUCGCCCACUGGACGCGCCACGUCUUCCCGCAGCUGCGCACCGCCCUCGACGAUCCGCGCGCCCGCGUCUCCGACACCCACCUGGCCACCGCCAUCAUGCUUGUCUCGCAGAAGAUCAUCUCGCCCAGCACCUUCGAGGUGCCCACGCCGUGGGAGAGCCACCUCGCCCUGGCCCGCGGCCUCUUCCGCGCCCGUCGUGCCGUGCCGCGCCGCCCGCCCGCCCCCGCUGUCGACUUCUUCCUGUGUCGCUGGCUGGGCUACCUCGACCUGCUCGGCAGCCUGUCCUCUCGCCGCACGGACGCGCCCCUGUUCGGCGGCACCUACUGGGCCGCCGGCGACGGCCCCGACGACCCCGCCCACGCGCUCGACGUCGACUGCUUUUCCGGCUUCACGCCCGAGACCCGUGCGCUGCUGACCCGCCUCGCCGAGCUGGUGCACCACGUGGAGUCCGCCCCGCCGCCCCACCCCGCCCCGCCUGGCGCUCAGACCACCCCCUCACCACCCUUCCGCCCCGCCCCGCCCCCCACCGCCGCCGCCGCCGCCGCCGCCGCACUACUGGCCGACCUGACAGCCGCGCUCGCCCGCCGCCCCGACGGCCGCACGCACCACGCCGCCGCCGCCGACCUGCUCGCGCUCGACGACGCAUACCGCCUAGCGGCGCUCGUGCAGCUGCACCGCCGUGUGCUCGGCGACCCAGCUGGGGCAGCGCCUGUGCGUGCAGCUGUCGCCGCACUGCUGGCUGCGCUGGACCGCGUGCCGCGCGGCGAGGGCUCCGACGUGUGCGCGCUGCUGCCGCUGUUCACCGCCGGCUGCGAGACCACCGACCCCGCCGCGCGCGUGCGCAUCCGCGCCCGCCUCAAGGCUCUCGAGCAGGUCGGCAUGAAGCAGAUCCGCCGCGCGCGCAAGUUGAUGCAGCGCUCGUGGAAGGAGCAGCUGCCCUGGACGGCCCUUGCCGAUGGGGAGUUCUUGGGCUGA
Ophidiomyces ophidiicola is the source of this 1869-nucleotide messenger RNA. RefSeq lists its product as uncharacterized. The record is from RefSeq and is a predicted model, not a curated record. Gene Ontology annotation, cellular component: nucleus. Gene Ontology annotation, biological process: positive regulation of transcription by RNA polymerase II. NCBI's taxonomy places the organism in Eukaryota, Fungi, Ascomycota, Eurotiomycetes, Onygenales, Onygenaceae. Bases 1 to 1869 code for a protein of 622 amino acids. Gene Ontology annotation, molecular function: transcription cis-regulatory region binding; DNA-binding transcription factor activity. The transcript is spliced from 3 exons.